Messenger RNA from Astyanax mexicanus (Mexican tetra), 707 nucleotides. It is a transcript of the gene pfdn6, whose product is annotated as prefoldin subunit 6. Gene Ontology annotation, biological process: protein folding; chaperone-mediated protein complex assembly. Gene Ontology annotation, cellular component: prefoldin complex; cytoplasm. The transcript has 4 exons. Bases 160 to 540 code for a protein of 126 amino acids. Gene Ontology annotation, molecular function: protein-folding chaperone binding. The record is from RefSeq and is a predicted model, not a curated record. NCBI's taxonomy places the organism in Eukaryota, Metazoa, Chordata, Actinopteri, Characiformes, Acestrorhamphidae.
AGGGGGAGAUCUGACUCUGCUACGGUGCUGGUCGCAGAAUGAGUGCGUCACUCUGACUGCGCUGAGGGCUGGUGUGCAUGGUUGAGGGUGCAGAGGGAUUAAUCCGGUUUAUUUACUGUUGAAUUAAACACUUUUUAACUGUUUAUAGCGCGCGGCAGCAUGGCAGAAGCAAUACAGAAGAAACUGCAGGCUGAACUGGAGAAAUACCAGCAGGUCCAGAAAGACGUCAGUAAAAGCAUGUCAGCUCGACAGAAGCUGGAGGCUCAGCUGACAGAGAAUAACAUAGUAAAGGAGGAGCUGCAUCUGUUAGACAGCCAGAAUACAGUUUACAAGCUGAUUGGUCCAGUACUGGUAAAACAAGAUCUAGAUGAAGCCAAAGCAACAGUGGGCAAAAGGCUGGAGUAUAUAAAUGGUGAAAUCCAACGCUACGAAACGUUACUGAAGGAUAUGGAGCGAAAGUCUGAGCAGCAUCGAGAAGUUCUGGCUAGUCUGCAGCAGGAGUACCAGCGUGCCCAGGGCAUUCCCGUCGCAAAAGCUUGACCGAUGAGUGGAUUAAGAAUAUGCCGUUAUAUUUAGACAUCUUUUGUUUGUUUGGCCCCGUCAAUCACCUCCCUGACAGACUGUUUGUUCAUGCUUCUUCAGCAUUUCACUAAAGAGAAUGUUUGAGUUUUGUUUGCCAGUAUUGUGAAUAAAUUUUGUUUAUGGAA